Cercospora beticola is the source of this 2333-nucleotide messenger RNA. RefSeq lists its product as uncharacterized. Lineage: Eukaryota; Fungi; Ascomycota; Dothideomycetes; Mycosphaerellales; Mycosphaerellaceae. The record is from RefSeq and is a predicted model, not a curated record.
CUGUACCACACACUCGGGCAGCAGCAAGGCCGCCAGGAGGAGCGGUACAGACAGUGGCUCAUUGCUGACCGCGAGCCAAUCGUGGGCACUGCAGGCUGAGUGCAAACAGCUUUGCGCAGCUUGAUGAUGGCCAUGGCCAUGGGCUGAGGGGCAUUGCCUCCAGCUGUACACCCUACCCGUACGAGCAGUCGUGGAAGUGUCCACCAACUCGUGCUGCUCCCAUGCCAGGCCAGACCAUGUGGCCACUUCACCCGCCUACGACACCUGUUCUGCGACCUUCUCAGCCGAGCAGCGCGAGUUAUCAUCAGCAGCGACCAGAACAGCCGCCGAGAGGGCGCGCAAUGGAACAUGUACGCUCAGACUUCGAGCGAGAUGGCUGGUCUCCAGAAAGAUCUGCAUGGAAGUUGUCCUCGAAUGCCACCAAGGCCCCACAAACGACCUCGCCAGCACUGGACAUGUCUUUCCUGGAUUGCUUCCCGAAAGGCGAAGUCACCAUCUCAUAUCCAAAUGCAGAUGGCGCCAUCCAGCGCAUUCAUGGUAUCAAUCGAGGCAUCCUCGAAGAUCGCAGCGCCUUACUGUCAUCGGCUCUCGAUGGAAAUGGGCUCCAUCUUGAAGCUGUGUCUCACCUGACUAUCAAACCCUUUUUACAAUUCAUGUACACCGGUUGCUACACUCUGCCCACGCCAGCUGGACGACCCUUCGAAGACGUGCCCACUUCUCUGCUGGUCCACUGCCACAUGCAUCGUCUUGGCGACAUCUACAUGAUGCCUGAUCUCAAGACCCAGGCAUACGCUAACAUUGUGCGUCAAUGCGAGUAUGGCUGCUCCUCUCCAGAUGCGCCCAUUCAUUUGUGCCAGGCCAUCGAAUACGUGUACACCAAUAUGCGAGAGCAUGCCGAUGUCAUCGAAACCAUCAUCGCAUACUGCGUAACCUGCUUCUCGCGGCACCGCCUAGGCACGAGCUUUGAUUUCCGCAGAAUUGCAUAUGACUUGCGACCAUUUCACCAGGAUCUGUGUAAGGUCAGCAUGGAAAGACGAUUUGAAGAUAACGACACUGCACAAGCUAUCAUUCAGAUGCCUUUCAAACCAUAUGCGCCAGCCGCCUACGCCUCCCGCAACGAUGAAAGAGCCAGACAAGUGUUUGACGAUGUCUACCACUUCCACGGCGACGACGGGUUUGCGAACACACACAAGCGGCGGCCCAGUGACAAGGUGCCGGGUGAAAAUGGCGGUGUACCAGUACUACCGAACGAAGGCAUUGAAAAUGGUAGAUCGAUAGCCGGCUCCAGCUCAGAGCCGCAAGAUCUUGUUCAAAGCUCUCCGACGGCCGGACCAAGUCGUGCUGGAAUGCAAAAACUCACCCUGCUCCAGAGGAGGGGAGCUUCGGAGCCUUAUCCGCCUAUUUUUCCAGUAAACGCUCAGGACAGAGUUCGUGCGCAGCAGCUGCUCGAUUUAGGUCUGCCGCAGCCCGAUAUACCACAGUCCGACUCAUGCUCUUACCUAGACUACUUAGAACAGAUGAAGUGGAAGGAGUCCAGAGCUCAAAGAGCCUCCUCGCACGCACUGCCCGUGGCCAAUCAGGUGAUCGUUGGGACUGGGCCAGUCCUGGACACAACAAUGCCACGACAGGUACCAGUCGAACAAGGGAAGAAAGCCUCAGAGUCGCAGGAAGAAGUAAAAGAGGAGGAUGCAGAGGAUCGUGAUGAGUACAAAUUCGUCUCCAGCCCAGUCAAGACUCUUGCUUUUGAGACGGAGUCUGAUCACGAUUUUGUCAAAGUCGACCUGACUCCUACCAAAAUGGCCAUGGAUGCUGAGAAACUGCGACCUGGAAGUCCAUAUUUCAAUAUUACCAGUCCCGGAGACUGGCCAGACGCUGGGAGCAGUGAGGAUUCGGAGUGGGAUCUGGUCUAGAAUCAGCUGCCAUCGCAGUGAAUGUCUCACACCGCCUUGGUCUUGGAAAGAUUUGCAGAAUCGGGUCAUCGAUCGGAGCUGUGGUGUGAAUGUAAGCCCGAAUACACAAGAGAAGAAAUAUCCCGAAGCCCGAGAAAGAAGAGUGGAUCGUCACUGGUUGGCAAAGGUAUACUGUUUUUGUAAUAUUUUGAAGCGGCGUUGGAAAAUGCGAGCCAAAGAGAUGGAAAUCCACGACUGAUGAAAAGAUUAUGAAGCGUUUGAAUAAUUGAUCGCAUACAGAACCAGAAUCAGAAUACAAACGAAUGCAGUUCGAACUUGCAGACUUCGCCAAAAGAGAUCGACAACGUGCGGUGACGGGUAUUGCGGGCAACACCUCGUGCUUCUGUCUCGGUGAACGGGAAACAGAUUCUCGGCUCCUCAGAG